Messenger RNA from Triticum dicoccoides, 870 nucleotides. RefSeq lists its product as uncharacterized. The transcript has a single exon. The record is from RefSeq and is a predicted model, not a curated record. The coding region runs from base 130 to 606 and encodes 158 amino acids. Lineage: Eukaryota; Viridiplantae; Streptophyta; Magnoliopsida; Poales; Poaceae.
CUCCCCACUCACACAGACACAUUGGCACAACGAGCACUCGCGAUUGCGAAUCGUGAUCUUUCCACUGCGCGUGCUUGCUCAUCAGUCAUCACCAAUCUACCCGCAGCUCAGCUCACCGCCGGCCAGGCCAUGGGGAACUGCUUGGUGAUCCAGGACAGAAGGGAGAUCAAGGUGAUGAGCGUCGUGGACGGCGAGAUCCUCAAGCCGCUCCCGGCGCCACCCCUCUCCAAGGGCGCCCUCGCACGCGUCUCCGGCUCCUCCGACGCCGACGACGCGCUCCGGCCGCAGAAGCAAGGCCUCGACGCCCGGGCGGGCGGCAUGGCGCAGCUGCACCGCCUGUUCGCCUCCGACGCCAAUGCGCCUACCGCCGCGGCGGCUGACCCGGAGGGCGCCGUCGUGAGGGUGAAGCUGGUCAUCAGCAAGCAGGAGCUGAGGAGGAUGCUGGGCAAGGACGACGAUGCCGUCUCCAUGGAUGACAUGGUGGCCCUCUUGCGAAGAGGGUCGGAGGAUCAGAAGCAGGAGGACGUUGGUUGCUACAGAGGGUGGCGGCCUGCCUUGCAUAGCAUACCUGAAGGCAGCGGUGAUCUAUAUUCUAUGUUAGCAUAAGAAAUUAGCUGGAAGAAAAUACAUAUAUGGAUACUAAGCAUAAGAAAAUAUGCAUGUGUAUAUGUAUAUGUAUAUGUAUUUGUAUUCACGUAGUAGAAAAUAGAGAUCAUAGUUGGGUAGAUCUGCUGCUAGUAGUUUUGAGAUGGGGGUUAUCUUCAGGUUGUCUUGUUAUAGGUGGGUGCUGGGUGCAUACAUCCAUGUAAGACAAGGUAAAGAUAGUCCUGGAAACCAAACAAGACAAUACAAACUUGAUUAUUGAUGGCA